AGUUGUGAAACGAAAGGUAUUGAGGAAUAUUUUAUCACUGUGCAGGAUACGAGCGAAACGAAGGAAGUUCAACAAUCUCUCGCUGAGCAAACACCAGUGAAGAAAGAAGCAGAGCCAGACACCAAGGACGUCAAAGUCCACAAGGAGGAUGAGAACAAUUCAAAGUCAGACAACGAAAGCGGUGACCACGACGAUGAUGACGAUGACUACGAUGACGACGAUUUCCCUCCCGUGCACAUCAAAUUGCCCCUUCAACUCGAUUUUGAUGAAAUUGCGGGCACUUUGAUCCAAGAGGCACGCAGCAGAGUUUCUUGCGUUGUUGAAAGACGAAGGGCCGAUCAAGUGAUGGACGGUGCUAACAAUAAUAAUAUUGAUAACAGUACUGAUUCUCGCUACCAAAGACUGAGCGGGGAACGUGUCGCCAUUUUGUGCGAAUCUGGCAAUCCUCACCAAGAGCAACAAGAUCAAGAGAUGCUCACGCCAAUCAUUAUUCCAUUGGGAACCGUCCAAGUACCACUUCAGUCUCAGGAGCAGAACCCAGCCUACCAUCAAUAUCAAGUGCAUACUCAGUAUCAAGUUCCUGACAUGCAACAGUUACCACUCAGCGACCCACGUGGACUUAAUCACAUCCCACCUGGUAUUCUUCCCCCUGAAUUGCGAAAUAUCCCUCAGGUAACUAUGGAGAUGAGGCCACCACGUAUGGGACCACAGAUGCCCAUGAUGGGACCACAGAAUCCUGCGAUGGGACCACAAGUUGAGCUGCGUCGAAUUCCCAUCGAAUUGCGUCAUUUCCCGGUGAAUCCAAUGAGAGGUAUGCGACCACCAAUGGUCCAGGAACCACAACAAGUACCUGUGAUGUAUCAACAAGUUGAACAAAGUGGAGCAUAUGGUCAAGAACAAGGACCAGCUAUGAUGCCUCCUCCAGCACCGCAGCCAGAAACUCAGGUUCAUGAGCAAAGGAUCAUUCCUCAUGUAUUGAUCCCGCAAACCGAACAACGUCCACCUCAGAUGCCACCGCAAGUACAACCUCAAAUGCAGCCCCAGAUGCAAGCUCAGCCUCAAGCUCAGCCUCAGCCACAACCACAACCGCAGCCUCAAGUUACAGAAAGACAACGUUCGCCCUUCCAAGGAAUUCCGUUCGAAAUUCGAAGGAUUAUCCAACAAGUACCCCUAGAGAUUAAGAACAUCAUUCAACAUAUCACCGGUGAAGCGAGGCCUGUACCUGUACAAAUACCAGAUGGUGCUCGCCGCGAGAAUGUUCAGGAAUUCAAACCGUUCCCGGAAGGAGCUCAACCUAUUCCUUUGGGACUUCCACUUCCGAUAGAGGUGCGAAAUCUAUUGGAGCAUGGAAAUAUCGAGGGUCGCCAGCGGCCGGAUGGUUCCAACGAACAACAGGAAGCAAGACCUUUCCCUGGACCGGAAGAUGAUAGCGAGGAAGAAAGAAACUUCCCUGUACCAGCGGAAAUUCGUAAUAUAAUUCACCAGGUCGUAGAAGGUAACGCGUUCCCAGUUCCAAGAAUUUCUCUGCCAUUGAGACCAGUAGAAUCCUUGGAAAUACCUGUUGAGGCCCGUGCUGAAGUUACUGAUACCCAAAACUCCGAACAAGAAUCAGAGCAAAGGCAGCAAGAGCAACAACAAACACCACACAUGAUGAUGGACCAGCAACAACAACAAGUGCAACAGCAACAACAGGAACAAGAAGAAGAAAGUCGCCCACACUGUAAGUACAUUUAAUUUUUUAUUUUUUACUUUUACUUAUGUCUGUUGUUUCAUAGCCCCCGCCCCUCUCCUAUUGCAUUCCCGUUACUAUUUAUUUAAAGAAGAAACUUAAUUUCAUUCUUUUGUAUUACAGAUACAAUGACACACAUAACGUAAUGUAGGCCACUGAUUCCAUUUGAAUUUUCAUUUAAUUUGUCACAUUCGCAUUGAGUAAAAUUAUACAAAUUGUUCCAAUUUGUUCAUAGACGUGCAACCACGUUCGGUGCGUUCCAUCCCAGAGGCAUUCUCUCAUCGCCGUGAGAAGCGUGUACGCCGUUGUGCUUGCGAUUGCGCCUGUUAAUUCCAGUUACAGCGAAUCGGAUCGAAUGUCCCAUCAUACCCGGUCAAAGAGAAUGCUCCCCCCCCCCCCAAAAAAAAAGAAGAAGAAACGCAGCUCGGAACAUGUUUGACGAGUUCCCGUAAAACCCGAAAGAAGAUUUUUCAGGCGAUUCACGUUCCGUUUCUCGAAUUUCAUAUUUUUGUAAAUCUUACAAUCUUGCGAGAGCAAACUGGACUAUAAGAAUAAUCUUAUUUUUAUAGAAGGCAGCAUGGGACAAAAGUCA
Heterotrigona itama is the source of this 2321-nucleotide messenger RNA. The record is from the annotation of a GenBank genome assembly. NCBI's taxonomy places the organism in Eukaryota, Metazoa, Arthropoda, Insecta, Hymenoptera, Apidae.